This is a messenger RNA of Austrofundulus limnaeus, 1256 nucleotides long. It is a transcript of the gene nr0b1, whose product is annotated as nuclear receptor subfamily 0, group B, member 1. Gene Ontology annotation, biological process: negative regulation of transcription by RNA polymerase II. The transcript has 2 exons. The record is from RefSeq and is a predicted model, not a curated record. Gene Ontology annotation, cellular component: nucleus; cytoplasm. Gene Ontology annotation, molecular function: transcription corepressor activity; transcription factor binding. NCBI's taxonomy places the organism in Eukaryota, Metazoa, Chordata, Actinopteri, Cyprinodontiformes, Rivulidae. The coding region runs from base 221 to 1117 and encodes 298 amino acids.
AGAGAGAGAGAGAGAGAGAGAGAGAGAGAGAGAGAGAGGAGGUGGUUACAGAGGAGGUGCAUAACUCUGGGGAGGUGGAAGAAGCAGUAGUUAACAAUCUCUCAAAGUGCUGGGACAGACGGGAGCUGCCCUUCACUGGGGGGGCUAUCAGGGGGGCGAGAGAAAACAGCUACCUGUGACACUGACCUCCGGCCCAUGUAGAGCGACCCGCCUGGCGGUCAUGGCCACCCUGGAGGGCUGUCUCUGUCGGGGCGCCAGCGCCCGGAACAACAGCAGCAUUCUCUACAACAUCCUGAAGAGCGAUAGCCUUAUGACCUCUGAGGAGCAUCAGCAGCAGCAUUCCCAGCAUCAAACACUUCAACUCCUGCUCCAGAAGACCCCCACCUCAUCCUCCUCCGCUCCCCCAGCCUCGCUGCAGGAGCUCCGGCAGCAGCAGCAGCAGCAGCCUUGCUCCUGCGGCUCGACGCGGCGUCGCGGCGUCCUGCGCUCCCCGCAGGUCACCUGCAAAGCCGCGUCCGCCGUGCUGGUCAAGACGCUGCGCUUCGUGAAAAACGUGCCGUGCUUCCGCGAGCUGCCAGAGGACGACCAGCUGCUGCUCAUCCGGAGCGGCUGGGCGCCCCUGCUCGUGCUGGGACUCGCACAGGACCGCGUGGACUUUGAGACGACGGAAACGGUGGAGCCCAGCAUGCUGCAGCGCAUCCUCACGGGUCUGCCCGAGCGGCAGAGCAACGCUCCGAGCGGCCAGAGCCGGGCGGCCGUCGGGGUGUCCGUGGUGGACAUCGAAGCCAUCAAAGGUUUCCUGAAGAAGUGCUGGAGCGUGGACAUCAGCACGAAGGAGUAUGCGUACCUGAAGGGAGCGGUGCUGUUUAACCCAGAUCUGGAGGGUCUGCGAUGUCUGCAUUACAUCCAGUCGCUGCGUCGAGAGGCGCACCAGGCUCUGAACGAGCACGUCCGGUUGAUCCACCGUGAGGACACGACCCACUUUGCCAAGCUGCUCAUCGCCCUGUCCAUGCUGAGGGCCAUCAGACCCCCCGUUGUAGCUCAGCUCUUCUUCAGGCCCGUCAUAGGGACUGUGAACAUUGAGGAGGUGCUCAUGGAGAUGUUCUACGGGAAGUAGGUCAUAGAGAGGGGCAAUGAAGGCACUCUGAACUGAGGGGGAGGGGAGGAGGACUUUGUGGACUGUGAAGGGACCAAUACUAGCAAGUGUGUGUGUGUGUGUGUGUGUGUGUGUGUGUGUGUGUGUGUGUGUGUGUGUG